Molecule: messenger RNA, 1614 nt
Organism: Culex quinquefasciatus (southern house mosquito)
Lineage: Eukaryota; Metazoa; Arthropoda; Insecta; Diptera; Culicidae
Product: probable cytochrome P450 4ac1
Exons: 3
Coding region: 52-1560 (502 amino acids)
Molecular function (GO): iron ion binding; monooxygenase activity; oxidoreductase activity, acting on paired donors, with incorporation or reduction of molecular oxygen
Source: RefSeq, a predicted model, not a curated record
CUGUGGAGCAUUCUGUAGUCAGUCUCAGUUUCAUCCCAGCGCUCGAUCGGAAUGGAUUACUUAACCAUAUUCCUCGUGAUUCUGCUUUCGCUGCUACUUCUGUACGAACUGUACCUUCGAACAUCGCCGGGAUAUCGAGCAGCGAAGCAGUUUCCUUCGCCACGACCGUUACCCAUCUUCGGUGACAUAUUCAUACUGCUAUCCCGGGAUCUAGUGAGCACGUUCAUGCUUGCACGUGAAUUAGCUCAACGGUUCAAUGACUCGUACGGACUAUUGCUCGGCAGUGGGCUAAUCGUCAACGCUAUCAGAGCAAAGGAAAGUGAAGCUCUGCUGUCGAGCACUCGGCUGAUCGACAAGAACUUGAUCUACACCUUUUUGCACCCAUUUCUGGGUGUCGGACUGCUGAACAGCACCGGAAGCAAGUGGUUCCACCGUAGGAAGAUCCUAACGGCAGCGUUCCAUUUCAACAUUUUGCCGAAAUUUCUGAACACGUUUCAUGAAGAGUGUGAAAAGCUAGUUCAGCGAUUGAACAAGGAUGUGGAACAGGGGAAAACGACUUCACUGCAGCAGUUGGCGGCACGCUUCACGCUGAACACAAUCUGCGAAGCUGCGAUGGGAGUCAAGCUGGAUUCGCACACGAUGGCCGAUGAAUACAGGGCAAAAAUUAAAGUGCUGGUGGAAUACUUGGUUCAACGCGUUAUGAACCCAUGGUUGUAUGAAAACUUCGUGUAUAAAAUGCUGGGUUUAGAAGCGCGUAUGAACAAGGUACUGAAGCCGAUACAUGCCUUUACCAAUAGUAUUAUCAAGCAGCGAAGGAAGUUGUUCCAUGCCACCGUCAAGAACCUUGAGGACUUUUCCGAGGAGAACAUCUAUUUCAAUACCAAUCAGCGAUACGCGCUCUUGGAUACCCUCUUAGCAUCCGAAGCACGAAACCAGAUCGAUGAAGACGGAGUGCGCGAAGAGGUCAAUACCUUCAUGUUCCGUGGACACGACACCACGGCUUCGGCCGUCACGUUCAUCUUCUUCGUAGUCGCAGAACAUCCGGAUGUUCAGCAAAAGCUGUACGACGAAAUUGAGGCGAGCAGACCUCAUUCGCAAUACACGGUUAAAGACUACAACGAGCUUCGGUACAUGGAUCGGGUGAUCAAAGAAUGCCUUCGACUGUACCCUCCGGUUCCCUUCAUCGGCCGAACCGUGUCGGAAGACAGCUGGUUCGCAGAUCGCUUCGUACCCAAGGGUUCGAUGGCAAACGUGCACAUUUGGGAUCUGCAUCGCGAUCCGGAGCAAUUUCCGGACCCGGAACGAUUCGAUCCGAAUCGGUUUCUACCGGAAAGUGUAGAAAAGCGAAAUCCGUACGCGUACGUUCCGUUCAGUGCUGGACCGAGGAACUGCAUCGGACAACGCUUCGCCAUGCUGGAGCUGAAAUCGAUUCUUACCGCCGUGCUGCGCGAAUUUCGUGUGCUUCCGGUCACGAAGCGUGACGAGAUUGUGUUUGUUGCCGAUAUGGUGCUGCGUGCGCGGGAUCCUAUCAAGGUCAAGUUUGAGCGGAGAAAUAUUUGAUUUAUUUUUUAAUGAGGUGCCAUAUUGAUUUUCACUAAUAAAAUUUUAUGAAAU